AGAAGCUGGUAAACAGUAGUGAGUUGACGAUAUUAAGCUUUUGUCAUUUUUAAACGAAUUAUUGAAUAAAUAUUGAUUAGAUAAACACUUCUCUUGUAAUACUGAAUACAGCUCAACACCGCCUCUGAUCUUUCCGUUCAAACUAUAGCGGUCGAUGGUUUAAAUACACUAUAUAUAGAAGGGGCGUGGCUACGUGUCGAGCCAAAAUGGCUACGACUGGACGUCAGUGACACUCUCCGCACUGAUUCCCCCAACUCAGUUAGACGCUAGCUGACUAGCUAGCUCAACGGGGAACUACCACAGAGACGGAAACCUGAUGAUAGCUGAAUAUGGCCGAACUUGAGCAACACGAAGGAGAACAGGACAUAGAGAAGAAAAUAGAGGAGACGAGGCAGAGAUUCAAGAAUGAGUUCCUCCAAGAUACAACAGAUAAAUAUGACUCCAAAGAUGUGGAGAGGCUUCAGACAGAGGACGCUCUGGUGGAGGGCUACCUGCAAUGGAGAAUAUAUGUCGUGGACGACGCCUUGAAAAUGAUCGAUGAAAGUUUUCAGUGGAGAAAAGAGUAUGGUGUGAACGACCUCACUGAGAGCAGCAUUCCCAGAUGGAUGUUUGAAACCGGUGCUCUCUACCUGCAUGGCUACGACAAAGAGGGCAACAAGCUCUUCUGGUUCAAAGUAAAGCUGCACGUCAAGGAUGCAAAAACCAUCGUGGACAAGAAGAAGUACGUUGCCUUCUGGCUGGAGCGGUAUGCCAAGAAAGAACCUGGGAUGCCGCUCACUGUCGUGUUUGACAUGGCGGAGUCCGGCCUCGGUAACAUAGACAUGGAGUUUGUGAAGUACAUCAUUAAUUGCUUCAAAAUAUACUAUCCAAAGUUUUUAUCCAAAAUGAUCCUCGUGGACAUGCCUUGGAUCAUGAAUGCCGCGUGGAAGAUCGUGAAGUCGUGGUUGGGUCCCGAGGCCAUCAGCAAGCUCAAGUUUGCAUCCAGGUCUGAGAUCCAGGGAUUCAUCGACCUCAAGUACCUACCGCCUCACAUGGGUGGAACGGACCCUUUCAAGUACAGCUACCCACCUCUUCCCGACGACGACUUCCAAACGCCCAUCUCUGAAAACGGACCAAUAGUCAGCGAGGACGAGAUGGAGAGCAAAGACGGGGAAAUGGAGGGCAAGGAUGCCCUUGAGUCCAGCUUCAGCUCUGAGAUUGCAGUUAAGCCCAAAAAGGUGAACUUCUUGGAGGACAGCAUGAGGUCAGAGGACAAUGAUAAAGGAGACACGAGUGCCAGGACCAAAGGAGCCAGGAAGCCACUAACCACCUUCAAAGGCCCUCUGCUAGAUGUUAGCCCCGCAGAGGAGCUCAGCUUUGGUUGUGCAGAGACGGAGAAGAAAAGCCUGAUUAUCCUGAGCAAUGUAACCAACAAUAAGGUGGCCUUCAAGGUGCGGACCACAGCACCCGAGAAGUACAGAGUGAAGCCCAGCAACAGCUGCUGUGAACCUGGAGCUUCAGUAGAUAUAGUGGUGUCCUUACAUGGAGGUUCUCAGGCCUCUCCACAGGACCGCUUUCUGGUCAUGGCUGCCGAGAUGGACAACGCUGGAUCACAAGAACUCGCGCAGUUCUGGAAAGAUGUACCAAAAACCAAAGUCAUGGAACACAGAUUGCGCUGUCAUGUUCUGGAGAGCGUUAAAGCGUCAGUUAAUCCUCUCGGAGACGGCCCCGCGGAGACGGGGACCAGCAGGCAGCAGGACUUUAACACCACGGCACUGGAUGAUAACUUAACUUUCACAUCACUCAUGCGAGUGAUGACCUGCAACGCACGGAUGGAGCAGAAGCUGAAUACGUGUCUAUGGGUGCAGAAGGUUCUCAUUGGGUUGGUGCUGGUCCUCGUGGUGCUGAACCUGCUGUGUCUCCACCUGCUGAGUGCUUCCACGGGCCGCUGUCAUGGAGGGGAGGAGGGCUGACUUUAGGGACAUGCGAGUUGUUGUGGAGUUACGUAUAUGAAGAGAUUGUACUUGAGUCAAUGCAUCAGAGACCCUCUUAACAAUGUGACAAAUCAUGAACGUAUUUUCUAAGACCAACCAUGGAAAAAUGUAUGUGUAUUUAUUGCAAUAGACACAAUAGGAAGGAGUUAUUUUUGUGAUCAUAAUGUACAAUUUUUAUAUAUUAUAUAAAUCUACAGAAUAUAAAAUAAACAAUUUCUGUCAACUUA
Anarrhichthys ocellatus (wolf-eel) is the source of this 2200-nucleotide messenger RNA. It is a transcript of the gene mospd2, whose product is annotated as motile sperm domain containing 2. The coding region runs from base 330 to 1952 and encodes 540 amino acids. Lineage: Eukaryota; Metazoa; Chordata; Actinopteri; Perciformes; Anarhichadidae. Gene Ontology annotation, cellular component: endomembrane system; endoplasmic reticulum-endosome membrane contact site. The record is from RefSeq and is a predicted model, not a curated record. The transcript has 16 exons.